GGAAAAAAAGUGGGGAGAAAGAGCAGAACAUAGCAAAAUGUAAAAAAGUAAGUGAAUCUGAUUUCUCUUUUUGUAGCUGUUACAAAUUACAGCUGUGUGACAUGUCUUAUUGAGAGACACUGGUUUUAAAAUUUAGGCCAUUGUUACUAAUAAUACUUUACUACCUGGGUCUACAUUGAAAAGUAAUGCUCUACUGCAGUACAUGGUACAAUCUUCCCUGCUUGUUCUCCCCUCAUGAAGUCAAAGUAAGAUGUACUGGCUGUGACAGUUGAAUUUUAUAAUUGAGACAGAGUUUGUAAGGAGGAAUUGCAUUUUGCUGCACCACUUAAUACAGCUCCGGGGGGGGCAGAGCAGCCUUCAGGUAACUAAAGAAGAAUUCUGUGUCUAAAGUCUUUAGUUGUGGUGAUUUAUGUUCAGAAAUGUUUUCUAUCUGAUGCGACUUAGGUCUGUUUAUUUGAGUUGAAAUUGUGUGGAAAUGUGCUGCCAGUGUUAUCUAAAAUAGUUUGGUAAACAGUGUAUCGAGACAAUACUGUUCAGAUAUGAGCAACGUUUUCUCUGUGUGAGGGAGUAAAGUACAUGACAUUUCCUAAAAUGAUAAAUUGCUUUCUGUGGUUAAAUUUCACUGGCUUAGAUGAGAAUUCUGUCCUUCAGAAGUGAGAAAUGGUUACUGGUAUCCUUUAGGGGAUCUUAAGUACGUGUUUCCUUUUGAGUGAAAGGUUCUGAACACAGACUUACCGUGACAUAUUAUUCUGUUCUUAUCUCCCAAAAUAGUAUGAGAUGAUUUAAAGAAUGAGAUUAGAUUUUAGAAGGAAAAUUAGUUUCAUGGGUUAUCUCUGACAGCUGCUUCCUGCUCACCUCUUUCCACUAGCAGUGCAGUGAAGUAUUUGGACUAUUUACACACGUUCCUGCUAAGCAUGGAGCUGUUCAAUAGGCAUUUCGGGAAGGAUCUAGAAAAUCUUCAAGAGUAAAGGUAAUGUGAUUUAGUGAUUGUUUUGUUCUGUUUCAAACCUUAAUUGUACAUUAAUUAAUGCAUAACUGCAGAUGCACUCGUGAUGCUUUAUAAUACUUAAGUACUAGACUACUCGAAUGAAGUUACUGUAUGAUUACCAUGGUAAUUUUAAACUGAGAUGAAAAGCUCAUCUUUUUGUUCUACAGAUUUAAGCAAAGUAGUGUAAUUUCUUUUUUUUCCUGAGAAUAUUUGUUUCUCAAGAAUCAGUGAAAUAUUUAGGGCUUAUCUAUGCCAUAUGGAAGGGAAUAAAGUUGAGUGUACAUCUCAUCUGAACCUCCAACUCUGAGAGCUAAGUUAGCAGUUCUGCUCUGUCAUUCACAGGUGUAUCCAUCUGGUGGGACACUACUCACUAGGGCUGAUGCAGUUAAAGGAAUGGUGUUUGGGAUGUCUGCUUUCUAAGAUUUAAAUGUUACAGCAUUCUUAGUUUUAUGUGGGGAAAAAAAUGUACAUAGUGUGAAAGCUAGGUAUUUUCCAUGAUUCAUUCUUCCUUGAGAUAAAUAUCAGUAAGUAGGGCACAACUGAUGCUUCAGAGAUACGACUGUGACUUGCAAAUAUCAAGACAAAAUCAGGAAAUCAGAGGAAAAAAUCUUUUUUUGUUUGUUUCUGAAUGUGGUGUUUGUAUGGUUCUGUUGCUUUUGUUUUUUUCGUAGUUUUUUUGCAUCACUUUUUUUAUGCUGUUUAUAUGUAUGGUUCCUUCAAUGCACAAAAUAAAUAUAAUCAGUAACAGGUAAAUUAAACUGCUGAACUACUUGCUGUUUAUUAAUGUUUAAUAGUGUCUCUGCUCAGGUGGAUAGAAAAGGGAGCGUUGGCUGCUGCUGUCCGUAAGGAGCACUGGUUGGCUGCAGCCUGGCUGCUGUUUGUGAGGUCUGGAGGUACAAUGGUACUUUCUUUAAAAGUGAAAGGACCCAGAGUGCUGCAGGGGAAAAAAAAUGUUUAGUGAGGAACAGAUAAGGGGAGAAAAAUGAUUGGUGCUAAGUUUCUAACGCUAGUUUAGUCUGUGCACCUUAAUGUAUUAGUAGUAGGUUUUGUAAAGUUUAGCUAAGUGCGAAGCAGAAAAAUGUGGCAUAACCCUUGAAGCUGAAAGGGGGAUAUCAGAUCUGUGUGUAAUGAAAUGGAAGCUGGUUUGCAUAUGUUCAUAGAAAUUGAGUAGAGAGAGAUUUGAUCUCAGUUCCUGCACUCAUAUUGCAGCGCAAUUGCGGGAGGAGUCAGUGUCAGUCUUCAUCCUCGUCCCACUAAAAACUAGAAUCCCUAUUUAAGAGGAAUGUAUUCCUGAAGUUGGGCAAUAUUUAUGAAAUGAUGCAGUUUUUAAAGGGCAAAUACAAUGCUAUUGAAUUCAGUGAAAUGUUUUUAAGUAAUUCAGAACUUUAAACUGAACUUCCUACAAACUGUACUUCCCCUUUGUAUAGCGAAGGAGAACGUGCAUAUGAAGUACAGUUCUGACAGGUCUCAAUUUUCAUAGGAACAACAAAGACAGAGCAAGGCUGCAUAUAAACAAAUUUAAAUCAAUGGCAUACCUUUACUCUUCAUUUUGUAGCAUGCUGUAGACUUAUGUUGUUGAGCGUACUAGUGGGAACAUGUCUUUCAAAAAAAAAUUUUCUUCUUCCCUUAUAAUAAGUGAUUGCUUACUUAAUUUACAGGGCUCAGCUCCAGAGAUUGAUCCUACUGACAGUUCAAACUUUGGAUGGGAAACUAAAAUCAAAGCAUGGAUGGAUCGUUACGAAGAAGCGAAUAAUAACCAGUACAGUGAAGGUGUUCAGAGGGAGGCACAAAAAAUAGCUCUGAGAUUAGGCAAUGGAAAUGACAAGAAAGAAGUCAGCACCAGCAAUCUGAUUUUCAAACCUCCAGUAGAGAGUUACGUGCAAAAAAACAAGAAAAUUUUAAAAGCUGCCAAAGACUUGCCUCCUGAUGCACUUAUUAUUGAAUACAGAGGAAAGUUCAUGCUGAGAGAACAAUUUGAAGCUAAUGGAUAUUUCUUUAAAAGGCCAUACCCAUUUGUUUUAUUUUAUUCCAAGUUUCACGGGCUAGAAAUGUGUGUUGAUGCAAGGACUUUUGGAAACGAAGCACGAUUCAUCCGGCGUUCAUGUACACCAAAUGCGGAGGUGAGGCAUGUAAUUGAAGAUGGAACGAUUCAUCUUUAUAUUUACUCCAUCCAUAACAUUCCAAAAGGAGCAGAGAUUACAAUAGCAUUUGAUUUUGAUUAUGGAAAUUGUAAAUACAAAGUGGACUGCGCUUGCCUCAAAGAAAAUCCUGAAUGUCCAGUUCUCAGACGUUCUGAGCCCACAGAAAACAUCAAUACUGGAUAUGAAACCAGAAGGAAAAAGGGAAAGAAAGAGAAAGAUGUUUCAAGAGAAAAGGAGACUCAAAAUCAGAACAUCACAUUGGACUGUGAAGGAGCAGCCACCAAAAUGAAAAUCGCAGAUAAUAAACAGAGGAAACUCUCUCCCCUCAGGCUGUCCAUUUCCAAUAACCAGGAGCCAGAUUUUAUUGAUGAUAUAGAAGAAAAAACUCCCAUUAGCAAUGAAGUAGAAAUGGAAUCAGAGGAGCAGAUUGCAGAGAGGAAAAGGAAGAUGACAAGAGAAGAACGGAAAAUGGAAGCUAUCUUGCAAGCUUUUGCCAGACUAGAAAAAAGAGAAAAAAGAAGAGAACAGGCUUUGGAAAGGAUCAGCACAGCAAAAACUGAGGUUAAAUCAGAAUGCAAGGAACCACAGAUUCUCAAUGACACUGAAUUUAUUCAGGAACCAGCAAAGGAAGAAGCUGUCACUAAGCCUACCCCAGCCAAGGUUAAUAGAGCUAAACAGAGAAAAAGCUUCUCUCGAAGCAGAACUCAUAUUGGACAACAGCGUAGACGGCACAGAACUGUGAGCAUGUGUUCAGAUAUUCAGCCAUCUUCUCCUGAUGUGGAAGUAACGUCACAACAUAAUGAAACUGAGAAUGCUGCACUGGUGGCUGAGCCAGAAACAGAAACUGUUGUUACAGAAAUGGUUACCGAAACAGAAGCUCCAGCACUUAAUAAAUGUCCUACUAAGUAUCCUAAAACAAAGAAGCACUUGGUAAAUGAAUGGUUAAGUGAAAAGAGUGAUAAGACGGGGAAGCCUACAGACAGUGUUUCAGAAAGGCCUCUGCGUAUAACCACCGAUCCUGAAGUUCUGGCUACUCAACUGAAUUCUCUACCAGGUCUCACUUACAGCCCACAUGUAUACUCUACUCCAAAGCACUAUAUUCGUUUUACUUCACCAUUCCUUUCAGAAAAGAGGAGGAAAAAAGAACCCGUGGAAAACGUGACUGGUUCUUGUAAAAAGCGUUGGUUGAAGCAGGCUUUGGAAGAAGAAAACUCAACAGUGAUUGAUAGAUUUAAUUCGCCAUCGCUAGAGGGAUCUAGAAGUCCAGCCAUCAACGGUGAAAAUAAAAGCCCUUUAUUACUGAACGACAGCUGUUCCUUAACAGAUCUAACAACACCUCUAAAAAAACGAAGACUGUACCAGCUGUUGGAGUCUGCAUUCUCAGAAACCUCUACACCUACUCCUUCUCCAUAUGCCACACCAACUCAUGCUGAUAUCGCUGCCUCAGAGCCAUUGAUGUUUGCUACUCCGCCUAGGGUAAAAACAGAGGAUGAAGCUUGUAGAAAUGGUUACAAACCCAUUUAUUCACCAGUUACUCCUGUAACUCCAUGUAUCCAUGGAAAUACCAUGCACUUUGAGAAUAUUUCCUCACCUGACAGUUCCCCAGAAAUAAAAAGGCGAGCUUACAGUCAAGAGGGAUAUGACAGAGCAUCAAUUCUAGCACUGAAUUCUUUCAGAAAUUCCAACCUGACAGAAAUGGGCCUGCAGGAAAUAAAGACUAUUGGAUAUUCCAGUCCAAGAAAUAGGACUGAUGUGACACGGCAGUGCACAGGAGAAAUGGAAUCUGUGUCAGACCUCCAGCUGGGACUCGAAGUAAUUGAGCAAAGCACACUGCAUAAAAACCUGGAAGCCCCUACACAUGAUAGGACUGAUUCAAGCAGCCAAUUAGAAACUGCUCAUUGUGGACGGGGCACAAUUUAUUCUUCCUGGGUAAAAAGUCCCGACAGGACAGGCGUAAAUUUCUCAAUGAAUUCUAAUUUGAGGGACUUGACCCCUUCACAUCAGUUGGAGGUAGGAGGUGGAUUCAGAAUAAGCGAGUCAAAGUGCCUGAUUCAAGACGAUGCUAGAGGCAUGUUCAUGGAAGCAUCUGUUUUUUGUACUUCAGAAGAUGGAAUUGCAUCUGGCUUUGGAAGGACUGUCAAUAAUGACAACUUGAUGGAUGGGAAUUGCACACCCCAGAAUCCUCCGCAGAAGAAAAAGGUAUCCUUGCUAGAAUACCGUAAGAGACAACGAGAAGCUAGAAAAAGUGGCUCAAAGACAGAAAACUUUCCCCUUGUUACUGUAUCUCCUCAUGCUGCUGGUGGAGGAAACAUAAGUAGUAACAGCGGUGCUAAUGAUGGAUUUAACAACAGUGGUGAAAAUGGGGAACAAACUGAUAACGCUGCGAGCCAGCCUGUACCACUGCCAACUGCUGUUUAUAAUGCAGCUCCAGAAGACGUGGGCAACAACGGUGCAAACAAGGAAACUUCUUCCAAUGAGAAGAACGAGCCUGAGGUUCAGUGGACUGCAUCAACCUCUGUGGAACAAGUGAGAGAACGAAGUUAUCAUAGAGCUUUGCUUCUCAGUGAUCAUAGGAAAGACAAGGACUGUGAACCUGAUGCUGAAAAUCCAGAGCCGCCUUCUGAAUGUCCAUCCCCAGAUACUUCACAGAAGACAUGCAGGAGUCCUUCAAAAGCAAGCAAGCCCUCCUCGCCGAGUCCCGUAGUUUCAGCGCCAUCACUGGGAAAAACACCCACGAAGCCGGAUUCACACUGGGACACUGCAGCUGCUGCACCAGAGGCCGAAGGUGUGAAUCAUCCGAAAUCAGAGCUGCAACAAAAACAGCUGACAAAUAACGUCCAAGCACUUUCAAAAACUCAUCCAUCUCAAUCACAUCUGCGCAGUUCUGCUGAGCAACUUUCACAUUCACAGAAGUUGCCUUCUGCACCUUUGAAGCUCCACUGUCCCCCUUCACCUCACGUAGAAAAUCCCCCGAAGCCAUCAACCCCCCACGCGCCCGUGCAGCACGGUUAUCUCUCACCAAAGCCUCACUCGCAGCAGUUGGGAUCUCCGUACAGACCUCAUCAUCCACAGUCACCUCAAGUCGGAACACCCCAGAGGGAAACACACCGUGGUUUCUAUCCCACAGCGCCAACCCUUCAGCCCAGUAAUCAGCAGCAGGCCAGCGGGCCGCUGUUCGCUCAGACAGCUUCAGGACAAUCCUCGGCUUCUUACAGCCAGUUCAACCAACAGAAUUUGAACAGCAAUGCGCCACCUCCCCCACCUCCUCCACCCCCUUCUUCCACCUACUAUCAGAACCAGCAGCCCUCUGGAAACUUUCAGAGUUACAGUCAGCUGAAGGGUAGCAUCCCCCAACAGACUGUGUUUUCAUCCGGACCAAAUCAAGCACUUCCCGGCUCUGCAGGUCAGCAGACGGUGCCGGGACACCACGUAACUGCAGGGCAUUUCUUGCCCUCUCAGAACCCCAGUAUUCAUCACCAGGCUUCAGCGUCUGCUGCUCCUCCUCCGCCGCCGCCGCCUCCUGCUCCGGGCCCUCACCUGGUUCAGCAGCAGAGCACCCAUCAGCAGCAUUCUGUAGCACACGUCGUCGGCCCGGUUCACGCUGUGGCGGUGGCUCCUGGAUCUCACAUGCACUCUCAAGCUGCCGGUCACCACCUGCCACCGCCACCUCCACCGCCGGGCCCCAUGCCCCACCACCAGCCUCCUCAUCCUCCGGCCGGACACCAAGGUUUGCAAGCACAACACCAGCACGUUGUAAACUCUGCUCCUCCUCCCCCUCCGCCUCCCCCAUCCAACGUUAUAGGCUCGGGGCACCACCCGGCAUCGGCACAAGGGUUACACCACCCAUCGCAUCAAGGACCUCCCCAUUUUCCCUCAGGCGCUCACACGAGCGUGCCCUCCUAUUCCUCGCAAGCCCCCCACCACACGACGUUAGGACCCGGACCUCAACAUCAGCCUGCUGGAACAGGGCCUCAUUGUCAGCUCCCCGGUCAGGGUCCCCACAUCCAACCUCAAGGACCAAACAGUAUUGCAACCCCCACUGCUUCAGGGUUCUGCCCGCACCCUGGCUCGGUAACGCUCCCGCACGCAGUGCAAGGACCGCAGCAGGCGUCACCGGUGCCCGGACAGAUCCCCAUUCACAGAGCACAGGUGCCGCCCACCUUUCAGAACAAUUACCAUGGUUCAGGGUGGCAUUAAAACGGAUCCCCUUAAUCCUAAACAUUUUUUAAAUGUUCUGUAAUAUAAACUGUGUAUAUUUCAUAUGUACCUACGGGAGGUACUUUUUAAAGCUUGUACAUGAUACUUUGUAUAAAAGCAAACACCAGUGCUCUCUCAUUGUAUCUUUCCAUUUUUUGCUUUUUAAAAUUCCCAGAAACGUGCUGUUCAGCCAGUAUUAGGUAUUCCUUUUUAUUUUGUAAGUGAACAUUCCAGCUGUUUUUUCUGGCAGUAGGUUUGAUGCUGCAUAAUCUUUAAAGUUUUAUCGUUGCAGUUAAAUUCAUUUAGUGAAUGUUUUCUAUAUUACUUUUAUACAUAUGUAAUUAAGUAAGUACACAGGCUAAGUGAUGGCACUAACAACUUUUUUUUUCCAUUUUCUUCUGUCGACGGUUUUGUGUGCAUAGAGAUAGAAAACAAUGCAAUACAAAUUUUUAUAGUUUUGGUGUGGACAUGGCUUUUUGUUUCAUCAGUUCUUUGCAGAAAAUGUAAUUUAAUGUAUAGACCGUUUCUAAUGUCUGAGUGCUGUAAAUACUGUAUUUCUUUUGCUUGUAAAAUUGCUUAAAGCUACUUUCAUUUGAUAGAGUAUUGUACAUAAUAAGUCUCUUUUGCAAAAAAAACAAGUGUGAUCUUUGUGAAAGUAGUACAGUAUAUGAUCUUUAAUUUUUUUUAAUAUACUGUCACAUUGCAGCACUGGUUGGGCAUUUUAAUUCAUGUUAAUAAAUCACAAUUAUGUCAGUUUUAA
Messenger RNA from Gallus gallus (chicken), 8086 nucleotides. It is a transcript of the gene KMT2E, whose product is annotated as lysine methyltransferase 2E. Lineage: Eukaryota; Metazoa; Chordata; Aves; Galliformes; Phasianidae. The transcript is spliced from 18 exons. The record is from RefSeq and is a predicted model, not a curated record. The coding region runs from base 2584 to 7326 and encodes 1580 amino acids. Gene Ontology annotation, molecular function: protein binding.